AUGAAUUUAUAUGUGUGUUUAACUUGCCUAUGCUUGGGGGAUAGUGCUGCUGCUCCACAACUUGACUGGACUUUAGAGGCUAAAUGGCAUCAGUGGAAGUCACAACAUAGAAGGGGCUAUGGAGCGACUGAAGAUCAGUGGAGGAGAGCAAUGUGGGAGAAGAAUUUGAGAAUGAUUGAAUUGCACAAUCAAGAGUACAACACUGGCAAACAUAGUUUCCAGAUGGAAAUGAACAAGUUUGGCGAUAUGACCAAUGAGGAAUUCAGACAAGUGAUGAAUGGCUUUAGACAAAACACAUUUCAAAAGAAGUACAAACGAACUCUGUUUCAUGAACCUCACUUUGUGCAGAUCCCUGAAUCUGUAGACUGGAGAGACAAGGGCUAUGUAACUCCUGUUAAGAAUCAGGGUCGAUGUGGUUCUUGCUGGGCAUUUGGUGCAACUGGUUCCCUGGAAGGCCAAUGGUUCCGUAAAACAGGCAAACUUGUUUCACUUAGUGAACAGAAUUUGAUUGACUGCUCUAGGAAUGAUGGCAACCGAGGCUGUAAUGGUGGUUUAGUAGAUAAUGCCUUUGAAUAUGUGAAGAAAAAUGGAGGCAUUGAUACAGAGGAAUCAUAUCCCUAUGCAGCAAUGAAUGGCUACUGUAGGUAUCAGCCAGAAAACUCUGGUGCUAAUGUCACUGGAUAUGUGGACAUCCCAUCUGGGCAAGAAAUGGAACUAGCAGAGGCUGUGGCCACAGUGGGUCCCAUCUCUGUUGCUGUUGAUGCAGGACAUGCAUCCUUCCAAUUCUAUCGAUCUGGUGUUUAUUAUGACCCACUCUGCAGUAGUGAACAGCUAGAUCAUGUCAUGCUGCUUGUGGGCUAUGGUGAUGAUGAAGAUACUGGAAAGAAAUACUGGAUUGUCAAGAACAGCUGGGGUGACCAGUGGGGAGACAAUGGGUACAUUUUAAUGGCCAGGGAAGAGAGUAACCACUGUGGAAUAGCGACAGCUGCCAGCUAUCCUGAAGUAUGA
Phascolarctos cinereus (koala) is the source of this 1008-nucleotide messenger RNA. RefSeq names its product procathepsin L-like. NCBI's taxonomy places the organism in Eukaryota, Metazoa, Chordata, Mammalia, Diprotodontia, Phascolarctidae. Gene Ontology annotation, molecular function: cysteine-type peptidase activity. Gene Ontology annotation, biological process: proteolysis. The record is from RefSeq and is a predicted model, not a curated record.